AUGAUGAAGAAGAAAAAUAUUCAUCGAAAAUUAUUGACUUUAAUAAGUUGUUUUCAAUAUGAUGAGCGUCUAAUAACCGUUUUGUUUAUCUACCAAACAGCUUUAAAAGCCAACUCGAACACCGCUUCUCUUAAAAAGCAAUUGAUUUGUUGGCACAUAAAACAAAAUUUAUUGAGAUCGGGCAAACGAAACGGGAAGUUAACAGUGUUCGGGAUAGCACAUUUUUCCAAGACAAACAUAAUCACGAAAUACUUCAUGACAAAGCAACAAAAGCUAAAAAAGGAACGAAAUAGAAGCGAUAUCACGAAAGGUAUUAAGCAAAUCAUUAUUAAAACAAAAUCUCAUCAUUUCAACGAUGAAGUUGAAGAAGAAAAAAUAUUUCUUCGAAUGACUUAA
This is a messenger RNA of Clunio marinus, 396 nucleotides long. NCBI's taxonomy places the organism in Eukaryota, Metazoa, Arthropoda, Insecta, Diptera, Chironomidae. The record is from the annotation of a GenBank genome assembly.